Molecule: messenger RNA, 4460 nt
Organism: Rattus rattus (black rat)
Lineage: Eukaryota; Metazoa; Chordata; Mammalia; Rodentia; Muridae
Gene: Doc2b
Product: double C2 domain beta
Cellular component (GO): membrane
Source: RefSeq, a predicted model, not a curated record
GCAGCCGCGUCAGGGCCGUCCGGGGGCCACACCGGCGAUGCCCGCAGCCCCCGCAGCGCCCCGCGGGACCCGCUGACUUACCCCCGGGCCGGGGUCAUACCGGACCGGGCCGGGGCGCUGAGCGGCGGCGCUGCCUGCAUGACCCUCCGGAGGCGCGAGAAGGCGACCAUCAGCAUCCAAGAGCAUAUGGCCAUCGACGUGUGUCCCAGGCCCAUCCGGCCUAUCAAGCAGAUCUCCGAUUACUUCCCCCGCUUCCGCAGGGCCUCCCCCACCGCCGCGCCCCGCGCCUCCGCGCCCCCGGACGCCCCCGCGCGCUCGCCCGCAGCCAGCGCCGGCCCCCGCAGCCCCUCCGACGGCGCCCGCGACGACGACGAAGAUGUGGACCAGCUCUUCGGAGCCUACGGUGCCAGCCCAGGCCCCAGCCCCGGCCCCAGCCCCGUGAGGCCGCCGGCCAAGCCCCCCGAGGACGAACCGGACGCCGACGGCUACGAGUCAGACGACUGCACCGCCCUGGGUACGCUGGACUUCAGUCUGCUCUAUGACCAGGAGAACAACGCACUGCACUGCACCAUCAGCAAAGCCAAGGGCCUGAAGCCGAUGGACCACAAUGGACUGGCUGAUCCCUACGUCAAACUACACCUGUUGCCUGGAGCCAGCAAGGCAAAUAAGCUCAGAACAAAAACUCUACGGAACACUCUGAACCCCUCCUGGAACGAGACCCUCACUUAUUACGGGAUCACGGAUGAGGACAUGAUCCGAAAGACCCUGAGGAUCUCCGUGUGUGACGAGGACAAAUUCCGCCACAACGAGUUCAUCGGAGAGACUCGAGUGCCCCUGAAGAAGCUGAAACCCAACCACACCAAGACAUUCAGCAUCUGCCUGGAGAAGCAGCUGCCGGUGGACAAGGCAGAGGACAAGUCCCUGGAGGAGCGUGGCCGCAUCCUCAUCUCUCUCAAGUACAGCUCACAGAAGCAGGGCCUGCUGGUGGGCAUCGUUCGCUGUGCACACCUGGCGGCCAUGGAUGCUAACGGCUACUCGGACCCCUACGUGAAAACAUAUCUGAAGCCAGAUGUAGACAAGAAAUCCAAGCAUAAGACCGCAGUCAAGAAGAAAACACUAAACCCUGAAUUCAAUGAGGAGUUCUGUUACGAGAUCAAGCAUGGAGACCUAGCCAAAAAGACUCUGGAGGUCACUGUCUGGGACUAUGAUAUUGGAAAAUCCAAUGAUUUCAUCGGUGGGGUGGUUCUGGGCAUCAAUGCCAAGGGUGAGCGCCUGAAGCACUGGUUUGACUGUCUGAAGAACAAGGACAAGAGGAUUGAGCGUUGGCACACGCUCACCAAUGAGCUCCCAGGGGCUGUACUCAGCGACUGACUGUCCCAUCUGCUGCCACCCACCCUUGUCACCCAGCCCACACAGGUCCAACCCUGGGCUUUCUCAGCUGCCACCAAGGGCUGUGGCCCUCACAAUGGGCAAGAUCCAGGUUGUCUGCUCGGACAUAGCCACUGCAGCCCCUGCUAGGAGGCUAGGAGGCCAAGAGCACCCAGCCUCUCGCAGAGGGACAGGAAAACACAACAUGAAACCUGUUUCAGCUCCCCUGGCACCCAAAGGGCCAGAGCUGGGAGAAAUCCUCAGCCUCAGCUCUGUCCAGUGGAAGGGCUAUCUACAGUGAGGACCUAUCAGAGGUGAGGGGUGGAACCCUGCUGCAAGCACAGAAAUGGGGGUACUCUGGCUACCUGGAGACCACAGAGGGAGGACUAUGGGCAGGCAGAGCCCAGGACUCCAGGACAGACAAUGUAGCCAGCCAGAACUUCCAACUUGCUUAUGCGUGGCAUUAAUGGACAGAUAGAGUCUGUAAGCUUCUGGGGUGGGGGUUUCUAGUCUAGCAGGGCAUAUGGGUACACAUAUUGCUACAGAGGGGUGAGGCAUACCAGGACCAGCCAGCUGUCUGUAGGGCCCGUGGGUACUGAAGACUGCUGAAGGGUGGAGGCAGGGAAGGCAUCCUGGGGGAGUCAGGGCUCAGCACAAGUCUUGAAACACCAGUUGUGGCUUGAAAUCUAAGAGAAAACCAAAUACAGACAAGAGGAGGCCUGAAAAAGGUUACCAGGGGACAGGGAGCCUUGGUAGCCUAGAGUUCCCCUGGGGCAGCACUGUGUUUGGGGAUGUAUACAAGCAUUAGGAAAACUGAAUGUUCAAACUCAAGCUCUCCCGUUUGAUCUUGCUCCCAAGGGGUCUCAAUGCACACUGUUCCUGUUCUCAGCAUAAAUAUCCAGUCAGCUUCAGGGGAAAGAGAAAGGGAUCCUACUAACAGGGAAAGAGGCAAGCAUCCCUCCUGCCCGCCCGUUCCCCCCCUUCUUCAUCCCCUCAGCUUGGGCUGAUGUUAGGUCCCUCACAGCUCCCCAUGGCAUCCUGGCCCUAUGGAGACAGUUGGUUGCCUUCAGGGCUGGCAGUGGAAAGUAGAGAGCCUUAGGUUGGGGGAAGGCCGGGCAUGGGGGUUCUGCCCUGAGGAGCUGAGAGCUCCCUUCCUAGGAAAGGGUAGGGCACUUCUUAGUCUUGAAGCUCCCGACUGUCUCCUGCCAACUGGGGCUGCAGGAACAUAGAAGGAACAGGGAACAAACUGAGGAGCUCUACCAUCAUCUUAGAGCCCCAUUUAGUUCAGCCCAUCACUGGGUGAUAAGACAUAGGGGUCCUGCCCUAAACCUGGGCCUCCUACAGUUGAAAUAAGGACUCAGGACCCUGGGGCAUGAUUCCAAUCCAAAGUGCUCACCAACCUUCCCUAGUUGGCAGGGAAAAUAGGUCUCUAGCCCUUCAUGACGCCAAGCCACCUGUUGCUUGUAGAGGCUGGGUUUCCCUCUUGAAAAGGUGUUGCCUUUGUUACUGAAUUGGCAGGCACCUUCUUAUUGAAUCUUUACCAGGUGUGACCAACCCAUUUUAUAAAUAAAAUGGCCUCAGAGUAGUUGAUAAACUUCCAGGGCCACCAAGGUGGGAGGGGCUGAAGCAAAACUCCAAGCCUUUGACUGAGGAUGAGGCCUCCCAGGUCCUUCUGAGUCAUUGGAGCUUGGUGAGGUCUGUUACAGAGAAGUCUUGUUAUUGUCCACCACCUCAUCCUCUAGCUGGCUUUGAAGUCAUCUGUGCCAUUUAGGAUUUGCCAAAAGGCCACAGCCAAGCCCUGGAACUCAGCUGUCCCACUUCCAGCCUGAGGUCAAGGGGCCUAGGGGACAGGCCUGAUGUUUUCCCAUACAGUUAGAAACCAGAGCGGUAUUUUAGUGCACCUGACUGAGCUCUGGGUAACUGAGAUUUUGCCUUUUGGGGUGCUUUGUUCAGAGAGGAGCCUGGAGACCUCCUGAGGAUACAGAACCGUUUAUUAGACUGAGGCUCAGCAAAAGAAAGGGCUCAGGUGGGCAAGAAACCUGGGUCCCUCUGUUGCUGCAGGCAGUAAGUGGGCUUAGGCCUCAAUGAUGAGCCUUGCCAAUCCCAGGGACAGGCGGGGUGGAAAGCAGGGCUUCUAGCCACCUCACGUGCAAGAUGAACCCACUAAAAAGUGAUGGAACUCUCCUGGGAUCCUGGGACGUUUCUAAAUUCCCAGUAUAUUACGUGUCUGCUGAAGGAAAAAGGCCCUUUGAGAAGUUGCAGUUCAGCCUUUCAUCCCAAACGAGUAUCUUCCUACUGGCCCAUCGGCGUGGCAAAGAGGAAAUCUGAUACCAAAAACAAAGGUUAUUCCAAAGUAACUAGGGCAUCUCUUGAUGCCCAUCAUCCACCUCGCGUCCUGGUCUCCGCCCCGCCCACCGCCACCGUUAGCCAAUCCCUGAACGGGCUGGUCUUCCAACCCUGAGGCGGUGACCUCCUGACCUCUAGUGGCAAAAACGAGGAGCUGCACCUCCAUGGCCCGCCUACCCGCCGACCUCCGGCCAAGCAUGUCCAGCCCUUCGUCCUUAUCCAGCCAAGUGAACCUCCCAAUGCAUGGACUCUGGCUGUCGUCGACACGGACUCGUGCACUGCUUACAGUUUUGCUGCCACGUGACGGCUGCAAAAUACAUCCUCAAACUGCAGCGCCACGACACAAUUUUUGUAAUCCUGUCUGACCUUCUCGAAGGUGUCCUUUUUAAGUCUUAUUUGUUAAUAUUUAUAAGGAUAUAUAAUUCAAAGUAAAUGGGAAUGUAGUAUUGAAGUCGCACUAGCUUGGGAGACUCCUUCGAAGAUAUGGAGGGAACAAGUGAAAGGCAAUUGGGGCUUACAUGUGGCUUUUAUUUUUGUUUUUUGAAAUGCACUUGUAAUCCAAUCUGUGGUGAUCCUACUGCCUCUCAUUUACUCCUCACCAAGAGCUAUUUGAAACAGGCUCCCAGGUUACAUAUAGGGAAACAGGCUCCGAAGUUUGAGUAAGUGAGACUGACCAGAUACACUUGCCACACAAGCCUCAAGAUCUGAGUGAUCCCUGGAAGCCAAAUAAAAAAAGGCAAGACUUU